AAUGAACGCAGCACUUGGCAAUGCCUUUUUUCUUUACAAAAACUUAAUGCCAACCAAAAGGGUUGAUUUUUAAUCAGCCGGUAUACAUAGAUGGUGGGAUUAGGUUGCAGGGCCGCAUCAUUUUUCUUCCGCAUUUUCAACUCUCAAAGUCUCUCUCUUUCCUUGCUCAUACCCAUUUCGAUGGGAGUCCCCUUUUCCACUACAGUCAGUCAUGAUGCUCAAUUUCUCCUCCAUGGCUAAAGCUCUGAUCUUUAUGAUUUGAGAUACUUCAGUUCUUGAUGGUUUUUCCUCUCAUUCCCGAGUUGAAAUGGAGUACUGAGUGAUGUGUCUGGCUAGUCUUUAACAAUAGCUUUUCGUACCAAUGGCCUCAAAAGAGAAUUUAAAGUCAACAAAAGAGUUUCUUGUCAACAACUUUGACUCAAUCUUGAAUUUGGGUAAUUCACAAGACGCAUCAGCACCACCAGAAGCCAGAUUUGAUCAAGAGAAGAAAGGUUCAGGGAGUGGCACAGUUAAAGAUAGCUCGGUGUCACCCGAAGUGAGUAAUGUUGAAAACAGCUUUGCAAAAACAAGUGGGAUAGCCAAAACAAGUGAGAGCGGGAAGAGCAGCAUGUACAGAGGCAGCACUAGCAGUGAUUUAAGUGACGAAAGCAGUUGUAGCAGUUUUAGCAGUGGUGCCAAUAAGCCUCAUAAAGCAAACGAUUCGAGAUGGGAAGCCAUACAGGCAAUUCGAGCUAGAGACGGGGCAUUGGAUUUGAGACACUUCCGGUUGCUUAAGAAGUUGGGAAGUGGUGAUAUUGGGAGUGUGUAUCUUUCGGAGCUGUGUGGUACAAACUGUUACUUUGCCAUGAAAGUCAUGGAUAAGGCGUCACUGGCAGGGAGGAAGAAAUUGAUGCGUUCUCAGACUGAGAGAGAGAUACUUCAAUCAUUAGACCACCCUUUCCUUCCAAGUUUAUACACACAUUUUGAGUCUGAGAAGUUUUCUUGUCUUGUCAUGGAGUUUUGCCCUGGAGGUGAUUUGCACACCCUCCGCCAAAAGCAACCGGGAAAGCAUUUUACUGAACAAGCUGUUAAGUUCUACGUUGCAGAGAUUCUGCUAGCUCUGGAGUACCUUCACAUGCUAGGCAUUGUCUACCGCGACCUUAAGCCAGAAAACGUUCUGGUGAGGGAAGAUGGACACAUCAUGCUCACUGACUUUGACCUCUCUCUUCGCUGUUCUGUCAGCCCAACCUUAAUCAAGUCGUCUCUUGAGUCAGAGCCACUCGGCAAGAACUCGGGCGGUUACUGUGUCCAGCCCUCCUGCAUCCAGCCAUCCUGUGUGGUACCCACGUCGUGUUUUGGGCCUCGCCUCUUCUCUUCAGCAAAGUCUAAGGCAAAGAAGAAAGAGAAGAAGGCGAAGAAUGAGAUUGGCAACCAGGUCAGCCCAUUGCCCGAGCUAAUGGCUGAACCGACUGGGGCACGCUCGAUGUCAUUCGUGGGGACCCAUGAGUAUCUGGCACCCGAGAUCAUCAAGGGUGAAGGGCACGGGAGUGCCGUGGAUUGGUGGACCUUUGGCAUCUUUAUAUACGAGCUGCUAUUUGGGAAGACGCCCUUCAAAGGGUCAGGCAACCGGGCAACCCUCUUCAACGUUGUGGGGCAGCCUCUGAGGUUUCCUGAGUCUCCAAUGGUCAGUUUCUCUGCCAGGGAUCUGAUAAGAGGUCUGUUGGUGAAAGAGCCGCAAAAUCGGCUGGCUUACAAAAGGGGAGCCACCGAGAUCAAACAGCAUCCCUUCUUUGAAGGCGUGAACUGGGCCUUGAUCCGCUGUGCAAGCCCGCCGGAAGUCCCAAGGCCAGUCGAGUUUGAGAGGAUGCCGGUCCCAACAGCAGCAAGUGACCAGAAAACCAGUCCAGGAGUUAUUCCCUGUGAAAAAAAAUCUGAUAAUUAUCUUGAGUUUGAUUUUUUCUAAGUAGGUGGAUGGGCAUGUGUUUGUUCUUAUUUGAUUUGAUUUUAGAAAAGAAGAAACAUAGAACAAUGUUCUUGAACGUUAACUUAAUGACAAGAGAUUCACAGAGGAUUGUUUGGAUGUUAUUGCUGUGUCGAAAUUGCGUUUUCAUGAUCUUGAUAUUGUUUUUGUUGGAUGUAUGUAAAAAGAAAUUGCUGUUGACGUGAAUAAAAAUGGGCCUCGAACUUGGAAAAAAAU
This is a messenger RNA of Cuscuta europaea, 2176 nucleotides long. Lineage: Eukaryota; Viridiplantae; Streptophyta; Magnoliopsida; Solanales; Convolvulaceae. The record is from the annotation of a GenBank genome assembly.